Messenger RNA from Castor canadensis (American beaver), 4731 nucleotides. The record is from RefSeq and is a predicted model, not a curated record. NCBI's taxonomy places the organism in Eukaryota, Metazoa, Chordata, Mammalia, Rodentia, Castoridae.
AGCCCGCGCCGCCGCGCCCGGGCCGCGGGCGAUGAUCACCUAGGAGGCUGGCGCAAGCGGCGGAGGAGCCGGGCGCGGCGACACGCGGCCAUGGAGCGGGAGUCGUCGGCAGCCGAGGAGCCCGGUCCCCCUGGGCAGCGGCGACGACGGCGGCGCCGGGAGGGCAGGACGCGCACGGUGCGCUCCAACCUGCUGCCGUUCGCGGGCGCAGAGGACCCCGGGGCGGGUGCGGUCAAGGGCGAGCGGCUGCUGAUGCGCGGGUGCUCCCAGCACCUGGCCGACAACCGGCUCAAGACCACCAAGUACACGAUGCUGUCCUUCCUGCCCAAGAAUCUGUUCGAGCAGUUCCACCGCCUGGCCAACGUGUACUUUGUGUUCAUCGCUCUGCUCAACUUCGUGCCGGCGGUGAACGCCUUCCAGCCCGGCCUGGCGCUGGCGCCGGUGCUCUUCAUCCUGGCGGUCACGGCCAUCAAGGACCUGUGGGAGGACUACAGCCGCCACCGUUCAGACCACGAGAUCAACCACCUGGGCUGCCUGGUCUUCAGCAGGGAAGAAAAGAAGUACGUGAACCGAUUCUGGAAAGAAAUCCACGUGGGAGACUUUGUGCGUCUUCGCUGCAAUGAGAUCAUCCCUGCGGACAUUCUGCUCCUGUCCUCCAGUGACCCCGAUGGGCUGUGCCACAUUGAGACCGCCAACCUGGACGGAGAGACCAACCUGAAGAGACGACAGGUGGUCCGUGGCUUCUCGGAGCUUGUCUCUGAAUUCGAUCCUUUGACGUUCACCAGUGUAAUCGAGUGUGAGAAGCCAAACAAUGACCUGACUAGGUUUCGUGGUUGCAUCAUACACAACAAUGGAAAAAAGUCCGGACUGCACAAGGAAAACCUGUUGCUGCGAGGUUGCACCAUCCGGAACACGGAAGCAGUGGUUGGCAUUGUUGUCUACGCAGGACACGAGACCAAGGCUCUGCUGAACAACAGCGGGCCCCGCUACAAGCGCAGCCAGCUAGAGAGGCAGAUGAACUGCGACGUACUCUGGUGUGUCCUUCUCCUCGUCUGUAUGUCUCUGUUUUCAGCGGUGGGACAUGGAUUGUGGGUACAGCAGUAUCAAGCGAAGAAGGCAUCAUUCCACGUCCCCGAGUCCGAUGGCAGUUCUUUAUCCCCAGUCACAGCUGCAGUGUACUCAUUUUUGACAAUGAUAAUAGUUCUGCAGGUUUUGAUCCCAAUUUCCUUGUAUGUUUCCAUUGAGAUUGUUAAAGUGUGCCAAGUGUACUUCAUUAACCAGGAUAUAGACUUGUAUGAUGAAGAAACAGAUUCACAGCUGCAAUGUCGAGCUCUGAACAUCACAGAAGACUUAGGGCAGAUACAAUACAUCUUCUCCGAUAAAACCGGCACUUUAACUGAGAAUAAGAUGGUUUUCCGAAAAUGCAUUGUGUCUGGCAUAGAAUAUUCUCAUGAUGCAAAUGCCCAGCGUCUGGCCAGGUAUCAGGAGGUAGACUCGGAGGAGGAAGAGGUAGUGCCCAAGGGGGGCAUGUCCCAGCGUGGCAGCGUCGGGAGCCACCAGAGUGUCCGGACCAUGCACAGGACGCAGAGCCUGAAGUCCCACCGGCGCACAGGCAGUCGGGCAGAGGCCAGGAGGGCCAGCAUGCUGUCCAAGCACACAGCCUUCAGCAGCCCCAUGGAGAAAGACAUUACACCAGACCCAAAGCUGCUGGAGAAGGUGGGUGAGUGUGACAGGUGUCUGGCCAUCGCCAGGCACCAGGAGCACCCGAUGGCCCACCUCUCGCCUGAGCUCUGUGAUGUUUUUGACUUCUUCAUCGCUCUCACCGUCUGCAACACAGUAGUCGUUACAUCCCCGGAUCAGCCACGGCAGAAGGUGAGGGUGAGAUUUGAGCUGAAGUCCCCGGUGAAGACCAUCGAAGAUUUCCUGCGCAGGUUCUCGCCCAGCCGCCUGACCUCUGGCAGCAGCAGCGCUGGGAGCCUAGUCACCAAGUCCAGCCAGAAAUCAGGGUCCAGCUUCCUGUCUAGCCUGUCCCACGACAGCAUGCUUUUUGGACUGGAGGAGAGGCUGGGCCAGCCGACACCUGCCAUCUCCAGCAAUGGCUUCAGCAGCCAGGCAGGCCAGGCAGAUGGCUGGGCCCCAGAGUGCACCCAGGAUGAGCACCAGGAGCAGGAGCAGGAACUAUGGUAUGAGGCCGAGAGCCCGGAUGAGGCUGCACUGGUGUAUGCAGCCAGGGCCUACAACUGCACACUGGUGGACCGGCUGCACGACCAGGUGUCAGUGGAGCUGCCCCAACUGGGCACACUCACCUUCGAGCUCCUACACACACUCGGCUUUGACUCCAUCCGCAAGAGAAUGUCAGUGGUGAUACGGAACCCACUCACUGACGAGAUCAGUGUCUACACCAAGGGGGCUGACUCUGUGGUCAUGGAUCUCCUGCUGCCCUGCUCCUCAGAUGACGCCAGAGGAAGGCACCAAAAAAAGAUCCGAAGCAAAACACAGAAUUACCUCAACCUGUACGCCGUGGAAGGCUUGCGCACCCUGUGCAUUGCCAAGAGGGUUCUGAGCAAAGAAGAGUAUGCUUGUUGGUUGCAAAGCCACUUAGAAGCAGAGUCAGCUGUGGACAACCGAGAGGAGCUUCUCUUCCAGUCUGCCAUCCGCCUGGAGACCAGUCUGCAGCUCUUGGGUGCUACUGGGAUUGAAGACCGCCUGCAGGAUGGAGUCCCCGAAACCAUCGCUAAAUUGCGGCAAGCAGGCCUGCAGAUUUGGGUUCUCACAGGUGACAAACAAGAAACAGCCAUUAACAUCGCAUAUGCCUGCAAACUGCUGGACCAUGGCGAGGAAGUCAUCACCCUGAAUGCCGAAUCCCAGGAAGCAUGUGCAGCCCUGCUGGACCAGUGCCUCCACUACGUGCAGUCAAGGGGCCCUCCCAGCACCCCUGAGAACACCAAAGGCAAUGUGAGCGUGGGGUUCUCCCCUCUCCACCAAGCCUCCAUGUCCACAGCCUCGGAGCCCAGCCCAAGCCUCGUGAUCGACGGAAGAAGUCUGGCCUAUGCCCUGGAGAAAAACCUGGAGGACAAAUUUCUCUUCCUUGCCAAGAAGUGCCGCUCUGUCCUCUGUUGUCGGUCAACCCCUUUGCAAAAGAGCAUGGUGGUUAAGCUAGUUAGAAGCAAGCUCAAGGCCAUGACCCUGGCCAUAGGUGAUGGAGCCAAUGAUGUCAGCAUGAUCCAGGUGGCAGAUGUAGGUGUGGGGAUCUCGGGCCAGGAGGGCAUGCAGGCAGUGAUGGCCAGCGACUUUGCACUGCCAAGAUUCCGAUACCUGGAGAAACUCUUAAUUGUCCACGGGCACUGGUGCUACUCCCGUCUGGCCAACAUGGUGCUGUAUUUCUUCUACAAAAACACAAUGUUCGUGGGCCUCCUGUUUUGGUUCCAGUUUUACUGUGGCUUCUCUGCAUCUGCCAUGAUUGACCAAUGGUAUCUGAUCUUCUUUAAUCUGCUCUUCUCGUCACUUCCCCAGCUUGUGACUGGGGUGUUGGACAAGGAUGUCCCAGCCGAAGUGCUGAUGCAUGAGCCCCAGCUCUACAAGAGUGGCCAGAACAUGGAGGAAUAUCGGCCAUGCGCCUUCUGGUUAAACAUGGUGGAUGCUGCCUUCCAAAGCCUGGUUUGCUUUUUCAUUCCUUACUGGCCUACUAUGACUCGGACGUGGACAUGUUUACCUGGGGAACCCCCAUCACAGCGAUUGCACUGUUCACCUUCCUGCUGCACCUGGACCUGGCUCAACUGGAUUGCCUGUGCCUUCAGUAUCCUUUUGUUUUUCUCUGUGGCUUUGGUUUACAACACCUCCUGUGCUACAUGCUACCCUCCAUCUAACCCUUAUUGGACUAUGCAGACGUUACUGGGAGACCCUGUGUUUUACUUGACUUGCCUCAUUGCACCUGUCACCGCGCUGCUGCCCAGGCUGUUUUUCAGAGCUCUCCAGGGAAGUCUUUUCCCCACUCAACUCCAGCUGGGACGCCAAUCAGCCAAGAAAUCCCCCAGGAAACCCAGCAUUCCUGAAGACACCUUUGCUCAGGGACACCUCCCAGAAGACCCAAGUACUGAGCUCUCAGAAGGGAACAUGAAUCCCCCCAAAUCCCUCUCCAAGGACUGUGUGUCACAAACUCCUCAAUGCGUACAGCAGCCAGCCUGCUCUCCAGAGGCUAGUGGGGAGCCUGGCUCAGUGGACACGAGUGUGCCGUUUAGAGAGGACACCCUGCUGGAGGGACUGGGUGCCCAGGCCCCAGGGACCUCCAUGCUUGGGGAGGCUAUUUCAGAAGAGUAUCCUGGGAACUCCAAGAAGAAACCCACCAGUGCAAGCCGGGCAGCCCCCUUAUCGUCCCUCUUCAACCUGCCCAACUUCAGCUCACUCAACUGGAUCUCCUCAUUGUCGCUGGUCAGUGGGCUAGGAAGUGUCUUGCAAUUCUCCAGAAGUAGUUUACAGAUGGACAAGCCAGACAGUGAGUUCCUGUCCAGCUCCCCACAGCCAGAUCAGGACCUGCAUGGCUUACAGGGACAAGUCACUGACUACUUCUAGGAUCACUGUCAGAGGCUGCAGAGGACUGCAAUCACAGUGACAACCUUGAAAUGGCCUUUAUAUAUAUAUAACAUAGAUGUUAAUAUUAUUUAUGUUGAUUAUUUGCACAGAAGAAUUCUAGGGAGAUGUAUUUUUAAAUAUUUCCAAGGCUAACACAGGAUG